UUCGCGAUCCUGGCUCGGGUAAUAGAACACUGUGUAACGAUCCCGUGUGUGCUUCAGGGCUCUUUCACAACCGCUCUGUUAUAACCAGCGCUGCAUUCUUCUUUUUUUUUUUAAAACACCCCCCCCCCCCCCAAAAUAGUUUAUGUUUCAUUUUUAAUUUUUCUUCAAGAUGUCGACCCCAGCUAGACGGCGUUUAAUGAGAGACUUUAAACGACUGCAAGAGGACCCCCCGGCCGGAGUGAGCGGCGCCCCUUCAGAAAAUAACAUCAUGGUCUGGAAUGCUGUUAUAUUCGGACCAGAAGGAACACCAUUUGAAGACGGUACUUUUAAACUGACAAUAGAAUUCACAGAAGAAUACCCGAACAAACCUCCCACAGUUCGAUUUGUCUCAAAAAUGUUUCAUCCAAAUGUCUACGCAGAUGGUAGUAUAUGUUUGGAUAUUCUACAGAAUCGUUGGAGUCCAACCUAUGAUGUUUCAUCUAUCUUGACCUCUAUACAGUCAUUACUGGAUGAGCCAAACCCCAACAGUCCAGCAAACAGCCAGGCAGCCCAGCUGUACCAGGAAAACAAGCGUGAAUAUGAGAAACGUGUGUCUGCAAUCGUGGAACAGAGCUGGCGUGAUUGUUGACCAAGGCCAGCGCGUACAGUACGAACACUAUCCAGCCUCAAGAUACAAACCAUGAGAUGGAAGUCUUUGAGCCGCCCUCCUCCUCCUCCUCCUCCUCUUCCUCGCAUCAUAAGGCAUUACCUAAUUGUUGCAAGUUAGUACUGUUGUGCCGCCACCACGUUCUCCACACCACACCACACCCCUCCUUGCUGAAACUUCUUCCCUGGACAAAGCUGCAUCUACAUUGAAGCAAAUGUACCAUACCUGGGUUACUUGAGGAAAGUGUUUCCAUUACAUAGGCUCUGUUUUUGUCACACACCAGCCCCCCCCCAGUCUCAUAUUUCACGAUGGAUGUUUUGUAGUGGCAGCUGUGUUAAAUGCCCCCUUGCUUCUUGGUAGGAGUUCCAGUUAGUUGCCUCUGCAUCCAAGGUACCCUUGUACGCCGCGGCACUAGUAUGGCUCUUAUCUUCCCGACAGUGUUAUUUCAAACUCGCUGUAAAAACUCACAAAGAACUGUCUGUUGAGCUGUAUAUGAUCUGUAUAUCCAAGAGGAUUGUUUUGUAUGCAUUCAGACUCUGGACUGCAUUCUAAAGAUGCUGUCUGAUUCAUUUGUCAUAAUGUCAAACUGUUCUCUUAUAAAAUCAAGGCUUUUCCUUGAAAGUAAUGCAUAGAAAAAAAAGGUUACUUUUUCAAAAACUAUUAGGAAUUGGAUAAAGAAAACAACAGCAUUAUUCUUUUGGCUCGAGAUCUAUUGUAUUUUUUUUUUGGGAGUUGGGAGUUGGGAGUUGGGAGUUGGGAGUUGGGACAAACAAGAAAAUCGUCUAACUCAGCAGUUAGUCUAAAUAGCAGAUACUACAACUGAAUUACCAUUUUUGGUUAAUUAAUGAAAACAAAAACCGUUCCUGAUGAACACUUGAAUCGAGCCCGGCGGUUACUUUUCACAAGUCAAGAGAAUGUGCUAUUGAAUCUCCUGUGAAGAAGUUGAGAGGGGCAGGCUACGCGGGGUGGGGGCAUAUGUGUGUGUAUGGUAACGUUCUUGGGUGAUCUGUCUUUGUUGUGUCUGUGUGAUCUUAUGCUUCACUUGGAAGAUUUUAUUUAAGUGUUGUUUUCACAAGAAAAUGUCAGCUGUCCGAAGGCACGCUUGGCUGCCUGGUGGCACGUUUAUACUUUUCUGCUCGUUUGAUGAAGUUCGCUUGGGGCGAGAGAUGAGACCCUGCAUUUUGAGUUGUCUGGUAUUGUUUCUUAUGCACACAUGAUAUUUGAGUGACAGUAUAACUUUGCACUAGUAACCCAUGUAAGGAACUGUACAUUUUCUCACCUUGUAAAUAAAAAAAAUAAAAACAUUUAACUAUCA
Messenger RNA from Acipenser ruthenus (sterlet), 1961 nucleotides. Its product is annotated as ubiquitin-conjugating enzyme E2 A. Gene Ontology annotation, cellular component: HULC complex. The transcript has 7 exons. Gene Ontology annotation, biological process: proteasome-mediated ubiquitin-dependent protein catabolic process; protein polyubiquitination; DNA repair. NCBI's taxonomy places the organism in Eukaryota, Metazoa, Chordata, Actinopteri, Acipenseriformes, Acipenseridae. Gene Ontology annotation, molecular function: ubiquitin conjugating enzyme activity. The record is from RefSeq and is a predicted model, not a curated record. The coding region runs from base 170 to 628 and encodes 152 amino acids.